GAGGUCCGACCUGACAUGCCGGGGAAGUGUGUGUUUGUAUACUGCCGGUAUAGCUGGCAUUAAGCCAUGAGUAAGGCUUCUGUAGAAUAUUAUUACAAGACCAGGAGCACCCCUGUACCCCUGUGAUACCAUCGGAGUACCCUCCCCAGGAACCAACAUCAGUUAUCCCCACCUGCUCCACCUCCUCCCAGUCUCUGGACCCGACCAGGUAUGCAGUACCAACAAUCUCAGGUGUAGCAACAGGUGUUUUAUGAGUUACCGCUGUAACACGGACAGGUAACCCCCACCAUCCGUAGGUACCUCGGUGUCAGGGGUCAGGUCCUUCUCCUUCCACACAUCAGGAUCCUCAGGGGAACAAUCACUUGUCCAGGUGUGACAUCACCGACAGGUGAGACAGUGUAUUUGACAAUAACAGCCAACACGUGGAUUGUACAGGAAGUGAAAGUAUGGAUGUAAACAAAACCAACGGAGAGUCUCUGGAUGGGUCCAGUGUGGAUGGUCUUCCCCCUGGGGAUGAGGAACACAGCCUCACCCCUGGAAAUCAGGGGCCAGAGGGAGAGGUCAGUCAGAACAGGAGUGAGGGGGACGGAGUGGAGGAUAUGGAAGAUUCUCGAGAUUUUGUGGAUGCAGUGGCGGUCACUGAGGAGGAACUAGACUACAUCAUACCUAAACAGGAUGUGGACAUCAUUGAUGUGGAGGGCAUGGAAGAAGAGGUCAAAGGUGAAAUGAUGACCUCAGAAAAGGUAGACAAAUUAGAAACUACUGGUGAUCAAAUAUCCCAGCAAAUUGUUCCUGAAGUUAUCGAUGAACAGGAGCACUCUGGACAAGGUGAGUUCUUAGAUGCUCUCAGUGAUAUAGAGACAAAGCCUCAAAGUGAAAGUAAGGAGGCUGAUGAUGAGGAUAAAGAUGAUGAUAAAGACAGUGACAGUGAUGAAAAUAUUGGUAAGGAGGCUGAUGAUGAGGAUAAAUACAUUGAUAAAGACAGUGACAGUGAUGAAAACAUAGGUAGUGUUAGUGACGAUGAAAAUGUCAACUUCAAAGAGAAUGAAUUGGAUGAGGAAGGUUUCCAUGACCUGCCGUCUGCUAAGAACGUGACAAAACGUCAGAGCACAUCCACAGACGAGCUGAUGCUAGGUUUCCAUGAUGAUGGUCAGUCAUCUAUAGUUAGUGACAUCUUCACUGAUGUCAACGCCAGAUUCGGACAGCUCUAUAGGGCUGGCUAUCGACCCCAUUCUCGUGACGUGUCUCCUCCUGGAUCUAAAUUUGACUCUCUAAGGUCAAAGUAUACACAGCCAAGGUCGUACACACAAAAGAAGAGCAUGACACCCUACACGAUGGUGGGCCGACCGAUCGGGUACAAAAUGUACAUGGACCUUCCGAACAGCAGCAGUCCUUUAGGAUAUUACCUUGACGAUGAUGAGAGACAUAAACUAGAAGACUCCGUGCUGAGGGACAGUGAGGACUACACUGUAAGAGGGGAGGACAGCAACCCUUCCAAGAUACCGGCCCGCAUAAGGGAGAUAAUCACUAAGAACUUGACCUCUGACGAUCCUAGUCCUGGCAGGAUGGCUUCGUCAGCGAGUCUUAACCAGGUUCAGGAGGAGAAUCAACUCCUGGCCUCAGAACUCAACCGUGUGGAGGACCUACUGGCAGCAAGUCGGGCAGAGAGAGAUGAGCUUGGCAUUAAGUACAAUGCCAUGAGUGAAAAGCUUGAGCAGUCACUGAAGGGAGACAGCCCUGACCAGUCCAUCGACGCUCCCUCUAAGAACCUCGUCCAGCAGAACAUUGAGCUGCGACGUAAGUUGGAGGACGAACACUCGAGUUACAAACGUAAGCUACAGGCGUACCAGGACGGUCAGUCUCGCCAGGCCCAGCUCGUACAGAAACUACAGGCCAAGCUUUUACAAUACAAGACAAAAUGUACGGAGAUGGAGAGAACAGUCCGAUCCAAGGAUUCUCAAAUCCAACGUAUGCAAUAUCAGACAUCUGAGAGUUCUAGACUGCAGGAAACAGAGAACAACAUGGAUAUCGAACAGGUCUCCAUAAAGCUGGAGGAGGAACAGCAGAGGAGUGCCAGUCUGGCCCAUGUGAAUGCCAUGCUGAGGGAACAGUUAGACCAGGCCACAGUAGCCAACCAGUCCCUCACCAACGACAUCCACAAGCUCACCCAGGACUGGCAGCGAGCACGUGAGGAGCUCGACAUCAAGGAGAACGAGUGGAGGGAAGAGGAACAGUCUUUCAACGAGUACUUCAGUGCUGAGCAUGGACGCCUUUUGAAUCUGUGGCGUCAGGUAGUCUCUUUUCGGCGCAGUUUCGGGGAGCUGAAGACGGCCACAGAGCGUGACAUGUCACAUGUCCGCGCUGAUGUCAUCAAGGCCUCCCGCAGUGUGCAUUCUGCCUGUCUCAACCUCAGCGCUAACAUGCGUAACUCAGAGACAUCCUCUCAGGUUCUCCUUGACCGUGAGCGAGCUGACCGUACGUCUAUCGAGUCACAGUUGAGGGAGAAGAUCCGUGAGGUGGGAGAGACUCAGAGUCGCUAUGACGUUCACAGCGCUGAGCUCAACGCCAAGGUAAAUGAGCUGACCAUGAUGAAUGAGAAGCUGAAGAUUCAACUGGAGGAGCGGGAGAAGUCCAUCUCCAACCUCCAGCGCAACAUCGGCAACAUGGAGACUCGUCUUGGUGAGCGCAGCUACGACCUUCCGGAGACAGACACCGCCCGCCAGAUGAGAGAGGAAACUGAAUCCGUCCACUUUGCGCUCCGUAACAUCGCAGAGGCCGUGAUGAAUGAUGUUGAUGAGGCUCCCCUGGAUGAGGAGGCAGCUGAGGCUGCUGGAGGCCGCACUUCCCCAUCAAGGGCAAGGUCAAUCUCCCCCACAGCUAGGGCAAGGUCACCAUACAUCAGGAGUCGGUCCAAGUCACCUCUGUCAGGCGCAAGGUCACCAGCUUUCGCCGAUGCUACAUUCUCAGCAGUUCAAGCUGCUUUGAACAAGCGUCAACUCCAGGUGGCAGAACUUCGCGCCAAGCUUAAUGCCACGCGUGAUCAUAACUGCGUCAUCCGGAAAAACCUUGAUGACCUUGAUAACGAACGCCGCAGAAUGGAGAUGCAGAUCCUUAAUCUGAAGGAAGAAGUAGACAUUGCGAGAAGAGACCAUGAGGAUUCCAACCGUGAUCGCAACAGGAUAAAGAACGUACUGAGUCUGACAGGAAACGAGAAGUCGCAGCUCGAGAAGGUUCGCCAGGAACUCAACGACCAGAUUGACUGUCUGCAACAGGAGAAUGAGAAACUUAAGGCUGCAAACACCGAUGUCCAACGGCAACGGGACAACAUGGAGGAUGAACGUGACGACGUUGCCAAGGAUAAGGACCGUCAGAUGAAGGAGAACGAUAGGAGCCACCGUAUGAUCGACCAGCUGGAGCACAAGAUCAGUACUCUGAAGGAAGAACUGGUCUCCACUAAGGAAGCACUCAACCGGGCCCUCCUGGACAAAGAGGUUCUGGAACAGCAGAGGGGAGAAAUCUCGGACACCCUGUCAAAGGCCGAGCUACAGAAGGCUGACUUAGAGCUGGAAAUCAACCGUACCCAGACUGAGGAUGCUGGCCUCAGGGACGCCCUCCUUAAGAUGCAGGCUCUCAAUGAAGGACUUGGCCAGGACAAGAUUGAGCUCAACAAGAUCAUCAUGCAGAUGGAAUCUGAGAAGGCCAGUCUGGCCGGAGAGAAGCAGCUCUUGGAGCAGGAGAAGACUGGUAUCCGAGAGGAGCUUGUCCGAGUGGAACAGGAGAAGAUGGACCUGGAUACAGAGAAGAUGGGCCUGAACCAGACCCUGGAGUUGAGUGAGAUGACCAGACAACAGUUGGAGGAUGAGAUUGGAGCCCUGAACAGAGAGAAGGGAGAGGUCACAGAAAGCUUCAAUGCUACCAGCAGACAGAAGCAGGCUUUGGCCGAGGAGCUUCUUACUACCCGUAAGGAGGUCGAACGCCAGAGCAGUAACUAUGUCCGAGUGGCCAAGGAGAAAGAGAUCCUUACACAAGAUAAGGGCGAGCUUAUCGUCCAGGUCACCGCCACAGAGCGUGAGAACCGCCAACAGAGCGAGGUGAUCGCAGCUCUCCGCAGCGAGAAGGACAGCCUGGAGAGCGCCCUCUAUGAGGUGACUCAGCAGGCCCAGGCUCUGGAGGUCCGUAAGGAACAGCUGGAGGGCGAGAACCAGGAACUGAUCAUCAGGAAGGAGAAUCUACAAGCUGAGAUAAACCGCCUGAUGAAAGAAAAGGAGGCAGACAUCGAGAAGUUUGAGCAUCAGAAGGAGGAGCUCAACAAACGCCUCGCCCAGCUGGAGCGUGACAUGCAGAUGGCUCUCACUCAGGAGAAGCAGACCCACGAGGAGGAUGUGGAAAGGCUGACCAGGGAGAGGGAAGUACAGCGCCAGGAGUACGAGAACGAGCGUGAUGAGGUACUCCAUCAGCACGCCAUGGAGAAGGAGGACCUGAUGAUGCGGGCUGACCGCGAACGCGAGGAGCUCGGUGAGGAACUAGCAAACCUACAGAGGGACCGUGACAACUCCCUCCUCAUGGCUGAGAAUGACAAGCAGCAGACAAUGUCAUUGUUGGAGCAAGAGAAGAGCACUCUGGCUGAAAAGAACAACAACCUGAACAUGGAUCUGGCCUCAUCGAACGUGGAGUACGAACGUCUGAAGCGCGAGUAUCAGUCACGACAGGAGCAGGACCGCACCAACAUCAACGCCCUCAACUCUGAGCUCAAGAACUUCAGAUCACAGUUUGAGGAGAAGUGUGAGUGCCACGAGAAGGAGGUGAAAGACCUGAACAAUGCUAUCCGUGACCUCGACCGCCAAAGAGAGGCUGCCCAGAGUGAGGUUGCUGAGCUGAAGACACAGCUCAAACUGGUGGAAGAGAAUCGUGACAACAUCCGCAGGGACCUCAUUGAUUCUAACAGGAAGAUCAGAGAGGGUGAUGAGAUCAGGGAGCUGAUGAGGAAGGACAUGGUCGAGCUGAAGAGGAACAUGAAUGAUGAAAUCCGUGAGAAGGACACGGUUAUCAAGACAGCAGAGGAACUCCGCUCCACCGUGAAGAAGAAUGAAUGUGAUAAGAUUGAUCUGAACAGGUCUCUUUGUGACCACAGACAGAGGGGAGCAGUGUUGGAGGAACAAAAGGCUGUUGUUCAAAAGGAGGCUGGUGACCUGCGUUGCAGUCUGCGCGAGGUUGAGCGUGCUCGUUUGGAGGCUCGCCGUGAGCUCCAGGAUCUUCGUCGCCAGAUCAAGCUGUUGGACGGAGAGAGAAACAAACUUGGUAACGAGGUGUCUGACCUCCAAGUCAGAGUUGCCCGUGAUGAGGAGAAGGAAGAGGAGGCUCGCAGACACUCGUUUGACCUCAAACAGAAGGUUGUGGAGACAGAGGCCAGCAGGGAAGUUCUGCGUAAGGAAUUCGCCAACCUCCAACGCAAGAUGGGUGAGCUUGCUGACGAAACACACCUGAAGGAGAAAGACUACCAGAUGGCUUUGGAGGACAGUCGCCGUUCUGAAAAGAAACUCGAGGACCGCUCACAUAAUCUGGAAAUUAGCCUGGAGCAAACUGGCGCUGAAGCAGCUGAGCUGAAACUGAGGCUUAGCGGUGCUGAGGGUCGCGUCAACGCCCUUGAGGCAACCCUGGCCAGGCUGGAGGGAGCCAAGCGUGAUGUUGAGUUCAAGCUUAGCAGCAUUGUGUCCAGUCUGCGCAGGACAAUUGGAUUCCGUCAGGAGAUGCCACGUGCACGCAGCCCAACCAGGUCACGUACACCUAGCCCCCGCAGGUCCCGACCUAAUUCACCCACCAAAGGUUUUGAGAGCACUUACUCCACCACCACAGAAGGACGUGGCAGUCCCAUCCCCAGGACUGGAUCCCCAGAGCGUAUGGGUAGCCCGACCCGCCUUGGCUCCCGCGGAGCCUCGCCCAGGAGGCUGGAGUACUCUCGUGAGGUGGCUCCACUUGACGUGGAUCCUGAGGCAGUCAGGAUGGCUCUUAGGGACUUCGUACAGCAGCUAGCCGGAGCCGAGCGAGAGAGGGAUGAUACCAUCCAACAGAACCGUUCCCUGGCUACCCAGCUGAGAGAGAUUGAGGAGGAACGCGAGAGGCUUGAGACCAGACAUGGACAGCUCCAGAAAUCUCUGGGAGAGGUUGAAGAAGAUAAACGUGGAAUUGAUGGACGUCUUGCCAGCGCCCAGACAGCCCUUAUGCUGCAGGAGGAGACGAUCCGUCGUAAUGAGCGCGACCGAAAGACAAUGUCUGACAAGAUCCUUGCCUUGGAGCGCACUGCGGCAGCUAGCGAGACCGAAAAGAGGCAGCAACAGGAGAAGGUCGCCAAGAUGAAGCAGACAGAGGGCAAGCUUGAGGAUGACAAGAAGGGACUGAGGAUGGCCCUGGAUGAGGCAGAGAACAGGUGCACCAAGCUUGAACUGUCUCGUCGCUCACUCGAGGGUGAACUUCAGCGCUUCAAGCUCGUCAUGAAUGACAAGGAGACCGAAAACCAGGUUCUCCAGGACCGUGUGGAUUGCCUGGUGAAACAGGUGCAGGAACUUGACUCCAAGGCGCAGUCCCUACAGCUGACCAUUGACCGCCUCAGUCUGGCCCUCGCCAAGGUGGAGGAGGAGGAGUGCUCUCAGAAGGACAAAGUUCAGGCCUUGAACAUGACUCUGUCAGACACCAACGCGACCAUCAGCGAGCUCCAGGAGCGUAUCUCUCAGCUGCAGCGUGCAUUGACCAGCAGUGAGCAUGAUCGUCGUGUCCUCCAGGAGAGACUAGACACAACCAGGUCAGGGUUGAACGAGGCCAAGAAACAGAACCACAGCCUUAUGGAACGCUGCCAGGGCAUGCAGAAUGACAUCUCUGACACAGAGGUCAGAAGGUCAGAGGUUGAAGGUCAACUCAGGCAGUCACAUACUAUGCUUGUUCAGAGACAAGAGUCUGAGCAGGAACUCAACCAGACCAUACAGAAGAUCCAGCUCGAGAAACAGAGUCUACACGAACGGGUUCAGGGGUUGUCUCGACAAAUUGCUGCCAUGGAAAAUGAAAAGCACAACAUUGAAAGAUCCCAGAUUAGACUGGAAAAGGACAAGUCAGCCCUGAGAAAAACACUGGACAAGGUCGAGCGUGAAAAGCUGAGGUCUGAUGAGAUCGCCAGUAAGACUGUCUUGGAACGGUCUACUCUUGACCGCACACUGGAAAAGCUGGAUGAGGAUAACAUUGACAUGCAGAAGCAGUGUCAGCAACUCCAAGCUCAGCUGGCAGAAUCUGAACAACAGCAUGCCCAGAGACUGAUCGACCUGACGACACGUCACCGUGCCGAGACAGAGAUGGAGACAGAGAGACUGAGGUCCGCGCAGCAGCAGGCUGAGAGGAUGCUGGAGGCCAGAGAGCGUGCCCACAGACAGAAAGUGAAGGGACUGGAGGAGACUGUGUCUACCCUGAAGGACCAACUUUCCACCGAGAUGCGUAAACGUCAGCAGUACAUUUCGCGCAGCAGCCGUACUGGUGACGAAAUCAGAGACAUCAGAAACAUCCUUGACGGCUCCCUGUCUGCCGUCACCCGUGACCCAGACCUUGACCCCCUGCUGUUGGAGACUGAGACUCGAAAGCUGGACGACUCCAUGGACUUUCGAUCUACGUCACCCUAUCCCUCACGUCAGACUCCUCGUCGGCGUAGUCCAGGCCGCGUACGCUACGGCAAUCAGACAUCCACCCCCCUCAGACGGAGCCUCAGCCCUUCAUCUCUCCGCAAAAAAAUCCAGCAGAAACACUAAUAACGCACACUACUGCCUUGGACAGCCUAUAGACUAUUGGUUGGUCAUGUAGGAAGCGAGUAAAAGAGCUACUUUGGCGAGAACAGAUGUUCAUUAUCACGAGGGAACUAUGCAACAUCAUUUUUUUAAGAGAACAAUCGGAGAAAAACUGUUUGGAUUUCUUUUUGUGAGUUAGAGUAAAAGAAAAAAUGUUGAUUUGCAUGGAAAAUAUUAUUUAUAUUUCAAAUCUCAUUCCAAUUGCUUCAGAACAUUCCCAUCUGUAUUACCAGCAUUAGAUAAGUUAUUUAUAAAUCGGUGUGUGACAGCUUACGGAGAAUAUGGCAAUGGACAAGAACAACAGUUUUGUACUAUCAAGUAACAGGUGAUUUUACAGUUAUAUCGUAUCAUGUAGGUAUUUAAUUAGCUAGCUGUGAGAGGAUACAUGUAUAUGUUGUUAUAGGUAUAUAGAUAUAUUACAUAAUAUUUAUUUUAUGAAUAAUUCACACUAUUUUUAUUAUCAUAAGUGUCCAUUUUUAAAUGGCAAUGUGGCAAUUUGUGUUGUUGUUGUUUUUUUUUUUGCGUGGGGUUACAAGGUUAGCAUAGUGACCAAAGUUUUUCGGUAAUUGACUGAAUUAUCUUUGUGUUUGCUGAUGUACGAGCGGAAGAAAUCAAACUAUAUUUACUAGACUAGUGUUUAUAGUACUAUAUGUGUUUACCGUGAGGUAUCAGUAUUAUUUAUACCAUUACUAUGAUUGGUGUGCUACCAACCUCACUGGGACCAAGUUCUUCAAGACCUUAAUAGCUUAACGUUGUACGCAAAAUGUUGAUCUACGACAUUGUCAUAUAGAUUGAAAUAAAAAUUAAAAAAAGAAAAAG
Mizuhopecten yessoensis (Yesso scallop) is the source of this 8639-nucleotide messenger RNA. RefSeq names its product rootletin-like. Lineage: Eukaryota; Metazoa; Mollusca; Bivalvia; Pectinida; Pectinidae. The transcript is spliced from 32 exons. The record is from RefSeq and is a predicted model, not a curated record. Bases 447 to 7784 code for a protein of 2445 amino acids.